UUUUAUUCCUACAAAUCUCUGCAAAGACAAGUUAUGUCAACAAGUACAUUAAUUAAUUUGGUACGGAAUGGAGGGUAUCAAGUAAGAAGGAGAGCUGUGUUGACAUCCCGCCUCUUGCAAGACGAGAAGCGUCCAACAACUGCCUGCUACAGCUCCACCUCUGAGCAUCGUGCUUCCCGCUUCGAUCCAGAUGGGAGUGGGCGACCUGCCACAUGGGAUACCUUUGGCAUCUGGGACAAUCGCAUUGAUGAACCUAUUCUUCUUCCACCAAGCAUAAAGUAUGGGAAGCCAAUUCCAAAAGUAAGCCUGGCCAAUGUGGGCUGCAGUAGCCAUAUUGGGAAACGCAAGGAAAAUGAAGACCGCUUUCAUUAUGCUGAGCUGACAAAGGAUGUCCUGUACUUUGCAGUAUAUGAUGGACAUGGUGGGGCAGCAGCAGCUGAUUUCUGUGAUAAGUACAUGGAAAAAUAUAUUAAAGAAUUUCUUGCUGAGGAGGAGAACUUGGAAAAUGUUCUGAACAAAGCUUUUCUAGAAAUAAACAAAGCAUAUGAAAGGCAUGCUCAUCUGUCUACUGAUGCAACUCUGAUGAACUCUGGGACCACUGCAACAGUGGCUCUGCUCCGGGAUGGUAUUGAGCUAGUUGUGGCAAGUGUGGGAGACAGUCGCGCUUUGCUGUGUCGAAAGGGGAAGGCCAUGAAACUCACCACUGACCAUACUCCAGAAAGAAAAGAAGAGAAGGAAAGGAUUAGGAAUUGCGGUGGCUUCAUUACCUGGAACAGUCUGGGACAACCUCAUGUGAAUGGCAGACUUGCAAUGACACGGAGCAUAGGAGAUUUGGAUCUUAAAAACAGUGGAGUGAUAGCCCAACCAGAAACAAAAAGGGUUCAGUUGCAGCACGCUGAUGACAGCUUCCUAGUCCUCACUACAGAUGGUAUUAACUUCAUGGUGAACAGUCAGGAGAUCUGUGACUUCAUUAGCCAGUGCCAUGAUCCUCCUGAAGCUGCCCACGUUGUUACCGAGCAGGCAAUACAGUUUGGCACUGAAGACAACAGCACGGUUGUCAUAGUACCAUUUGGAGCAUGGGGGAAGUACAAAAAUGGUGAAAUCAACUUUUCCUUCAGCCGCAGUUUUGCUUCCAGUGGGAGGUGGGCAUGAAGACCUGCCACAGCUAUCCUUUCCUGCCAUAAUCUGGGCACAGCGUGCUACAGGAGAAAACACCCAUCUAUUCAUAGGCUGACUCAGUGUCUUGUCCAUCUCUUCUGCUUCCAGUGUUAUAGAAGAUGCUACUGUUCUGUUGGUGCGUAAUGACCCAUUGUUGCUUAUGGCUGAUCACAUUUUGCUGUGGUUAUUUAUUCCAGUUGGCAUUGAGGCAGCUAUUUCUUUAGGUUUGUAGUCCCAGUAACUCUGCACAUUACUUUGUUCGCAUAGAUAAGGCUCUGGGCUUUCACCUAAAGCUGGAGUUGCACAAUUGUUUCAUACCUACUUCUGCUACCCAGGACCCUUCAUUAUGUAGCUGUGUAUGCCUGAGUCUGAGCCACACGCUGGCUUCUUUGUACAUUAAUACUUGGGGGAACAAACGCACAGUGUUCUUAGUUAGACAAAAAUCAGGUUUGUUGUCUUCCUCUGUUGUGCAGCCACCCAAAACUCCCCCGUGCUUCAGAAGUGGGUGAAAAAUAAGGGAGAGGUGUUUAGGUUCUGAUGCCAGUGACAUUUUGUGUAGCUGAACUUUCUGAGUGCUGCUUUGCAGGGCUUUAUUACUCUCAUCAUCAUUAUCAUCAUCCGUGAUCCUCUGGCUCCAAGGAGAUGGAGCAGGCUGGAGUUACAUGCCGUUGCACAGAUGGGAACGUUCCUUCAUUGGGUCCAAAGCCUGUAUGGUCUCUGUGGAUCACACAGCAGCCCCUUGCACUGUCUUCUCUUUGGUGUGCCAGCGCUUGACAGGAGCAUA
Messenger RNA from Melopsittacus undulatus (budgerigar), 1942 nucleotides. RefSeq names its product protein phosphatase, Mg2+/Mn2+ dependent 1K (gene PPM1K). NCBI's taxonomy places the organism in Eukaryota, Metazoa, Chordata, Aves, Psittaciformes, Psittaculidae. The coding region runs from base 34 to 1152 and encodes 372 amino acids. Gene Ontology annotation, biological process: peptidyl-threonine dephosphorylation. The record is from RefSeq and is a predicted model, not a curated record. The transcript has 6 exons. Gene Ontology annotation, molecular function: cation binding; protein serine/threonine phosphatase activity. Gene Ontology annotation, cellular component: cytosol; nucleus; mitochondrion.